This is a messenger RNA of Indicator indicator, 1425 nucleotides long. RefSeq names its product potassium two pore domain channel subfamily K member 9 (gene KCNK9). The coding region runs from base 1 to 1425 and encodes 474 amino acids. Gene Ontology annotation, biological process: potassium ion transmembrane transport; stabilization of membrane potential. Gene Ontology annotation, molecular function: potassium ion leak channel activity. The record is from RefSeq and is a predicted model, not a curated record. Gene Ontology annotation, cellular component: membrane. The transcript has 2 exons. NCBI's taxonomy places the organism in Eukaryota, Metazoa, Chordata, Aves, Piciformes, Indicatoridae.
AUGGCCCUGCGCCCUGGGACGGCUUGGUUUGGGCAGGUGCUGCGCAGAGUUUCCCGGCUCCAGGGCACCUGGUCUCGGCGCUCCAGCAGCCUCCUGUGUCUCUCCUCCUCCCAGGAGCCCGAGCAGGCGGGCGGAGACCGGCCGCCGCCGCAGCGCAAGCUGCCCCGGAGCAGCGGUGGUGGCGGCGAGAGCCGCCAGCCCUCCCGGCAGCUGCCCCUUUGCUGCGGCUGCUGCGGCCUGUCGGAUCCCCGGGCGGCCAGGGGGGGACAUGGUCCCCUCACUCGCCCCUUGCUGGCGGCCAUGAAGAGGCAGAACGUGCGGACCCUGUCCCUCAUCAUCUGCACGUUCACCUACCUACUGGUCGGGGCUGCCGUCUUUGAUGCCCUGGAGUCCGACAACGAGAUGCGAGAGGAGGAGAAACUCAAAGCCGAGGAGAUCCGGCUCAAGGGAAAGUACAACAUCACCAGCGAGGACUACCGGCAGCUGGAGUUGGUGAUCAUGCAGUCCGAGCCCCACCGGGCUGGCGUCCAGUGGAAAUUUGCUGGUUCCUUCUACUUUGCCAUCACAGUCAUCACGACUAUCGGUUAUGGACAUGCUGCCCCAGGGACAGAUGCAGGGAAGGCCUUUUGCAUGUUCUAUGCGGUUCUGGGAAUCCCACUGACACUCGUCAUGUUCCAGAGCUUGGGCGAGCGCAUGAACACCUUCGUCAAGUACCUCUUGAAACGCAUAAAAAAGUGUUGUGGGAUGAGGAGCACUGAGGUCUCCAUGGAAAACAUGGUCACUGUGGGUUUCUUCUCCUGCAUGGGAACACUCUGCAUUGGAGCAGCAGCCUUUUCCCAGUACGAGGAAUGGAGCUUUUUCCAUGCUUACUAUUACUGCUUUAUAACAUUGACUACGAUAGGGUUUGGAGACUAUGUGGCCCUGCAGACCAAAGGGGCCCUUCAAAAGAAGCCUCUCUAUGUGGCUUUUAGCUUUAUGUACAUUCUAGUGGGGUUGACAGUCAUUGGGGCAUUUCUAAAUCUGGUUGUUCUCAGGUUCUUAACCAUGAACAGCGAGGACGAGAGGCGGGAUGCAGAGGAACGGGCGUCCCUGGCAGGGAACCGCAACAGCAUGAUUAUCCACAUCCAAGAGGACUCCCAGCAUGGUCGGCCACGGUACAAGGCUGAAGUGACAGACCUUCAGUCAGUUUGUUCCUGCAUGUGUUACAGGUCCCAUGAGUACACCAGCCGGGUGGUGUCCCACCAAAAUUCAUUCAGCUCGAAGCUGAACCCCCAGUACUUUCACUCCAUCUCUUACAAGAUAGAGGAGAUCUCACCAAGCACAUUAAAAAAUAGCCUUUUCCCGUCUCCUGUCAGCUCCAUCUCACCUGGGUUGCACAGCUUUACAGAUAACCACAGGCUGAUGAGAAGGCGAAAGUCUAUUUAA